CUUAACUCCACAAUCAAUCGAGCUCGUUUACUGUGCUCAUUUACACAUUACACUAAACUAUUUAUUGGAAUUAAUAAACUUUUUUGAACACAUAAUGGCUCUGGAAGCGAUUUGCGGCAUGAAUAAAAUGCCCUUCAUGCGGCGCUUCGAUGACGUGCAGUCCGAAUGGCAGAAGGAGCAGCUUCGCGAGGCAACCAGUAAUUUUGAGAAUCCCUACGAACUGAUGGCGCCUCCCUUCGAAAGGCCCGCUGAGAAUCUGCCCAAGAUCCUGUCGCACUGUGGCAUUCACAUGGACUUCGAUCACGGCACCACCACUCUGGGCUUCAAGUACCGCGGAGGAGUGAUUCUGUGUGCUGAUUCUAGAGCCACCUCUGGCCAGUAUAUAGGAUCCCAGACAAUGAGGAAAAUAGUCGAGCUGAACGACUAUAUGCUGGGCACCUUGGCCGGCGGAGCCGCGGAUUGCGUCUACUGGGAUCGGGUUUUGGCUAAGGAGUGCCGACUGCACCAGCUGCGCUAUCGGAAACGCAUGACCGUGGACACGGCUGCCCGGAUCAUCUGCAACAUAUCCACCGAGUACAAGGGCAUGGGUCUGGUGAUGGGCAUGAUGCUGGCCGGCUUUGACGACGAGGGACCCAAGCUGAUUUACGUGGACUCGGAGGGCAUGAUAUCCCAUGGUCAGGUCUUCUCCGUGGGCAGCGGCUCUCCAUAUGCGCUCGGCGUGUUGGACACCGGCUACCGGUAUGAUCUGUCCGAUCAGGAGGCCUAUGACCUGGCAAGACGAGCGAUUUACCAUGCGACCAGUAAGGAUGCCUAUUCUGGCGGAAUCGUGCGUCUCUACCACAUCCAUUCGGAGGGCUGGCGAAAUAUCUGCAACACGGACUGCUCCGAUCUCCAUGAAUCGUAUUGCGCAUCUGGAUGCCCGGGGAACGAGAAUGAUCAAGGAAACGCGGGCGAUCCUGGCAAGGAUACGCCCUGUUCCAGUGGCUGGACGAAGAAGAAAAUCACAGAAAACAAUUUGCAGACUACUCUAGCAACAGUAUGAAAAUUUGCAAAUUAUUGGAGCAACAUUAGGAACAUAUUUCAAAAAAUUCUGUGGUAGUAAAACUUCUGUCGU
Messenger RNA from Drosophila sechellia, 1114 nucleotides. It is a transcript of the gene Prosbeta5R1, whose product is annotated as Proteasome beta5 subunit-related 1. Gene Ontology annotation, cellular component: cytoplasm; proteasome core complex. Gene Ontology annotation, molecular function: threonine-type endopeptidase activity. The record is from RefSeq and is a predicted model, not a curated record. NCBI's taxonomy places the organism in Eukaryota, Metazoa, Arthropoda, Insecta, Diptera, Drosophilidae. The transcript is spliced from 2 exons. Bases 95 to 1042 code for a protein of 315 amino acids.